AUGGAGGACUACCGCCGCCUCUCAGACCAGGAGCUCAUCCACAUGCUCAAGCUCUACGACAUCCCCCACGGGCCCAUCUUGGCCUCCACCCGAAAACUGUACGAAAAGAAAAUCUACGAAUAUGAAAGCCAGAGAACCAAGCUUUCAGCCGGGCCUGUGAGCUCUUCAUACCAGUAUUCAGAUGAGGGCGAAGUUUAUGGUUCACGACAGGAGGAAGAUGAAGACAUGGAUGAAGUUGGCUAUGACAAUUAUAAGGAGCAAAGUUACUCAACUGCCAAGACUUAUGGGGAGGCCCAUACCACAGCCACCCCAGUAGCGGAGGCCAGGACGAGCUUCGAGGAGCCUCAGCCCUCCACAAGCUACGGCAGUGACAGUGCCAGGGCACCUACCUACCACCUGUGCCAGCGGAGAAGAGCGAAUAGUCUCUACCCCAUGUCCCAGGAGGAGAACAUGGACAGUGACUCGGGCUCUUUCGACCAGGGCAGCAGUGCCUACCAGAGCGUCCUUCACUACGGAUCCAUCACCAGCUCAAGUCCUGAUUCAGUCUUCUCUUCCAGACCAGUGCUUUCUUCUUCCUUUUCCUCCUCCACCCCAGCUUCCUCAACCUCCUCAAACUUCCGUGGGUAUUCCCUCCCUCUGGAGGUGGAAGCCCGCCAGGCUGUUAGACCUGACCAAGGCCCUAGGGCUAGGCUGGGAAGGAAUGGUAGUAUGGUGCCCCUUUGGAUCCAGUUCCUUCUCUUCAUUGGAUCUGUUCUUUCCCUAGCCUUUUUCUACUAUUUCAUGCAGGCGGAUGACGACAACCCCUUCCGUCUCCGGAAUUGA
Dromiciops gliroides (monito del monte) is the source of this 822-nucleotide messenger RNA. It is a transcript of the gene EMD, whose product is annotated as emerin. The record is from RefSeq and is a predicted model, not a curated record. Lineage: Eukaryota; Metazoa; Chordata; Mammalia; Microbiotheria; Microbiotheriidae. The coding region runs from base 1 to 822 and encodes 273 amino acids. Gene Ontology annotation, cellular component: nuclear envelope. The transcript has a single exon.